AUGGAAAUCAGAGAAUCUGGACUGAAGCCUCACGCUGACAACUGUAAACUCUGUUCAGAGACGCCCUCAACGCCUGUGUGUGGAUCAGACGGACACAACUACGCCUCACAGUGUAAGCUGGAGCAGCAGGCAUGUUUGUCGGGGAAGGAUCUGUCCGUUCUGUGUUCUGGUUCGUGUCCUUGUAUCAGUCCUGGACCUCCUAAAGCAGAACCCAAGAUCACGACGAAUCCAGAGACGUCACCCGAACCCAAACCAGAGCUCUGCACCGGUCAGGAUUUGGCAGAUUUGGGCGACAGACUCCGAGACUGGUUUCAGCUUCUCCACGGAAAUGCAAAACAGAACAACUCUGGAAGACAAAGCACAGCGUCAGUGUUUGACCGGGGGCUCGUGGCCGGCUGUAAGGACUCCAUCGGCUGGAUGUUCUCCAGGCUGGACACCAGUAACGACCUGUUCCUGGAUCAGUCCGAGCUGGCCGCCGUAAACCUGGAGAAGUAUGAAGUGUGCAUCAGGCCCUUCUUCAACUCGUGCGACUCGUACCGCGACGGGAAGGUUUCCACGGCAGAGUGGUGCCUGUGCUUCUGGAGAGAGAAACCUCCAUGUUUGGCUGAAAUCGAGAGGAUUCAGAUGCAAGAGCCGUCUAAGAGGAAACCGGGCAUGUACAUCCCCAGUUGCGAUGAGGACGGUUAUUACCGGAAGCUGCAGUGUGACCGCAGCCGUGGCCAGUGUUGGUGUGUCGACCCUCACGGAGCCGAGGCCCCGGGGUCCCGGAUCCACGGAAACCCUGACUGCGACGAGCUGCUGAGCUCCGGAGACUUCAGCAGCGGUGUCGGCUGGGAGGACGAGGAGGAGAAAGACGUGGAUGAGAACGCAGAGGAAGAGGAGGAGGAGGAGGAAGAGGAGUCUGACGACGGCGGAUACAUCUGGUAAAACAGCAUCAGCGUCUGCGGUCCGGUGCACCGAAAAACCACCGGAUUUACUUCUGCUUCCUGAAGCCUUCCACCAGCGCUUGAGUUUGCAUUUCAGUGUUUUUCAUUUCUGUCAUCGCUUUAACGGAUGCAAGAUUCAGAUGCAAGAAAGACUCAAACUCUGCGACACGGCAAACACGAGAGCCUGGAGUUUGAUGCAUCAUCAUUAACAGGGUAUUACGGUUUAUUUGAGGGGAUUUAUGCAACAGAACUUGGUUUCUAAACCUCUGGAGAUCAGGUUUACACUCACUGUACAGACCUUCAUCUGUGUGAACGCAACUAUAAUCAUGAGUUUCAGCUUCUGUCUCUCUAAAAAUCAUGUUUUUAUGCUCUUAUGCACUAAAAAUGAUAAACAUAAUGCAUAUUCCCUACAUUAAGGCUGGUUACUGACAUUUCAGAUAUGCUCAUAUGCACAUUUAUGAUGUUUGCUCUCUGGAGCAGCUAAAAAAGUCAAAAAAUUAAUUC
Messenger RNA from Sinocyclocheilus grahami, 1430 nucleotides. Its product is annotated as testican-2-like. Gene Ontology annotation, molecular function: extracellular matrix binding; protein binding; calcium ion binding. Lineage: Eukaryota; Metazoa; Chordata; Actinopteri; Cypriniformes; Cyprinidae. The coding region runs from base 1 to 927 and encodes 308 amino acids. The record is from RefSeq and is a predicted model, not a curated record. Gene Ontology annotation, biological process: anatomical structure development. The transcript is spliced from 8 exons.